Molecule: messenger RNA, 2643 nt
Organism: Hemibagrus wyckioides
Lineage: Eukaryota; Metazoa; Chordata; Actinopteri; Siluriformes; Bagridae
Gene: ticam1
Product: TIR domain containing adaptor molecule 1
Exons: 2
Coding region: 212-1756 (514 amino acids)
Biological process (GO): lipopolysaccharide-mediated signaling pathway; TRIF-dependent toll-like receptor signaling pathway; positive regulation of natural killer cell activation
Molecular function (GO): protein kinase binding
Source: RefSeq, a predicted model, not a curated record
AGUGACGUCACCGUUCUCCCAAACAAUUUCCUGUUCCUGUUUCUCUAUGGAAGAAUCCAAAAGCAAGCAGCGUUACUGAUUUAGAGAGAUAUGGACACAGAUAUAUCAGUUUCAUCAGCCUGCUUAGUCAGUACUCGUGUAGAGCAUCAAGAUUGAACAUGUGUGCUGGACAUGAUGGUUUGGCCAAAACUUGUAUUACACUAAGAACAAAAUGGCAGAAGAGACAGCACUGGUGGACGAGAAGAAGCUGACAGAGCUCUGUGCGAACCCUAACACUGGGGUGAACAGCCCCUUGGAGCGAUCAAUCUCAGAAUCAAGAGGCACAGAGUAUAUCUCCGGAGAACCCACAGCUGCUGAAUGUCUGAUUAUGGGUGCCUCCCUCCAGCCAAGCAGGAGGACCUCUGAAGCAUUAGAAGCUCAGAAAGAGCCACCUAAACGAGAUGAUAGCUACCCAUCCUCUCUUCGCUCCACAUCCACUUCCUGCAGCUCCUACAGCCUAGAAAUUAGUGUAUCCACUGCUACAACCAAUAACAGUGGCAAAGAAUCUAGACCACUGCCUCUAAAGACACCUCCAGAAAGCAGAGCUGGUCAAAGCCAUGAGGCCAAGCCCCCAAGUUCCCAUGAUGAUCAGAAACCAGUUUCUACAGUAACAAAGUCAUAUGUCUCCUUAGAUCCCAAGCCAGUCCAAGAAAAGGAACACUUAUCAGAAUUAAAGUUCACUCAGUGCCUAGAUACGCAUGGCACUUCUGAGAUUGUAACCCCCAAGAGCCCAAGAACAGAAUCCAGUCUGGAGAAGACAUUUUUGUCCACUCCUAGUGAUGAUGGCAAGGUAGGAGCUCAACCAAUCUCAACUAGCCAGCCACAAAAAGCAUCUUCCACACAGUAUGAAAGCUAUAGUACAGAGAAGAAAGCUGGCCAGGAAGAAGAGGACAUGUUUUAUGCCUUUGUAAUCCUGCAUGCACAGGAGGACUUUGAAGAAGCUGUUAGACUCAAGUCCAGGUUGGAGUCGAUUUCCUCAACAAUUGGAGCAACUUUCACUGAGGACUUUGCAGUGCCUGGAGUCUCAACCUUCAGGUGUGUGGAGGACGCCAUCGAGAACUCGGCCUACAUCAUGCUGCUGCUCACGCCAAACUUUAACAGUCAUUUAAAUGAGACAAACACAGAUUCUGCACUCAUGAACUCAAUUGAAAAGCCACAAAAACAGAACACUGUCAUCCCACUGCUGCCCCGGACCAAUCGUUUGACUCGUGAUCAAAUGCGUCCAAUUUUGAGAACUAAAAACCCGCUAGAUGAAACGAAGGACAGAGACAUUUUUGAAAAAAUGGUCCGAAAGGUCUUGGACUCCAAAAAUAUACAGAAACAGAAGUUAAUGUGGAAACGUGCACAACUGCUCAAAAAACAUCAGGAAAAACAGCAGCAGUUACGGGAAGAGAGACAGUACCACAGGGAUAUUAAUCGAGAGGCUACAAAGGUUCGAGAGUUAGAGGAGGAAGUACGGCGCCUGAGAAUGCAACAACAAUGCCAGCCACCUCCUAAUGCUCACCAGUCCUAUCCAUAUCAGGGUUUUAAUGGAAGAACCCAGCCGCCUGGUGACAUGCCAGUCCCUAGCCCGAUGCCUUCAUAUUACAGUGGAAACAUGUGGCAACAACCACCAUCCAACAUCUGUAUCCAGAAUGCUAAAUGCAUCAUGAUCGGGAAUAACUCCACCAUGACUGUGGGAGGAGUUGUAGACUCAGAUGAUGAAGAUAAUCUUUGAAAAAAUGAAACCUUGUCCUGAAUCACAAAAACAAGUGCAUUUCACAUAACUAUGAGAAUGGGAUUAUCCACUGGUCAGGGUUAAUAUGGUAUAUGGUAUGGUAAUACUCAUAGUGUGUGAUCACUUCAGUUCACUUCACUGUUGACUUUUUCACAACACUGAUUAAUCUUUCCAAAACUAAUUCAUUUUAAAGUUAUUUUUUACUGCAAUGGUUCUCAGUUUUUGAGUUUGGCUGCAACUCCCGCAAAUUUCCAAAAAAUUCCCUUCCUCUGGAUUCACACGUCCACUCAGGUGACUUCACUGAAUCCUUUCAGCUGUGAAAUCCUCUACUUUUGUAAACAUGUUAUGAUGCUCUGCUGAGACUCCUAUCAUCUGCUGAAACAUCUAUCAGACACACAGAAUAGUAUAGCAUUGUAGAACUAAACCUAACAACUCAUCACCAUGCUAGUUGCCUCUCAGCCACUCUGUCUUUCAGCUUAUAAAAACAAUGUGAUGAAUACAAACAGUGUGAGAGAUUUAAUGGAAAAGUCAUUCUUAAAAAUAUUGUUGUGAGAAAAAUGGAGGUGUUGGGGAAUUUGAGUUUCCUUUUGUUUUGUUUUUUUGUGUUCAUUUUUUCAUUCUUUCAUUUUCAUCUGCUUUUUUUAAUGAUUAAUUAAACUAGGUUAUCAUACUGUUAUCAUGCUGAUAGUUGCAAUGAUUUACAGAUGCUUGUAUAUGGUUGAUGGUUUCUGCAACAUAGUGAUUACCAGGACUUUUAAAAGAAUUUUAAAAGAAGCUGUUUUUUGAAAAAAUCUCAAAUAUUCAUAAAUGUAUCACAUACUAAAAUUACAAAACGUCAAAUUGUGAGGCUUGUUUUUGGACAGCCAGAGGCAGAUCAAGUUGAUCAA